AUGAGAAGUUAUGAUUCCAAUUACUGGGCAGAGGUUAAUAUUGCAAAGCAUAACCCCCUUGGCCGUCUUGAUAACUGGAGGUUAAGCUGGGGUUGGAUGAAUGAUGAGUUUAUAUACACAAUGAAAGGGGCUUAUCCAUCUGUUGUGGAUUCUUCUGAAUGUCUCUUUGGUAAGCAAGCUACAUUCUACCAGGAGCUUGACUUUUCUACUGUAUUGAAUUGUGAAAGAAGGCCAACCAUAAUUGAUCUCCCUCCCACUAAGUUCAAUGAUUCAAUCCUUGGGCAAAUUCUGUUUUGCUGCCGGAAUGGUACCAUAUUGCCACCAUCAAUGGACCCUAGCAUGUCAGCUUCAAGAUUCCAAGUGCAGGUCUUCAAAAUGCCACCAGCACUUAAUCGAUCCCAACUUUCACCGCCACAGAACUGGAAGAUUAGUGGUACACUCAACCCUAACUACAAAUGUGGCCCUCCAGUCCGGGUGAGUCCUAGUGAAUAUCCUGAUUCAUCGGGCUUACCAUUGAACAAAACUGUAGUAGCCAGUUGGCAGGUUGUGUGCAACAUAACAACGGUCAAAGGAGCAGCAAGUAUAUACAGACUAUACUAA
Messenger RNA from Gastrolobium bilobum, 600 nucleotides. Its product is annotated as COBRA-like protein 7. Gene Ontology annotation, biological process: cellulose microfibril organization. The record is from RefSeq and is a predicted model, not a curated record. The transcript is spliced from 2 exons. Gene Ontology annotation, cellular component: membrane. NCBI's taxonomy places the organism in Eukaryota, Viridiplantae, Streptophyta, Magnoliopsida, Fabales, Fabaceae. The coding region runs from base 1 to 600 and encodes 199 amino acids.